GACAAGUGAAAACUUUUUGUUUAAGAGAAGGAAGUAUAGAGCUUGUGUAAUUUGUUUGACAUAUAAAUGCUGUUAUAAAUAUAAAAGAAAUCUAGUAUAAGAAUUUUCAUAGUUUAAUUAACAUAUCUUAGACAUGGCGGAUCAACAGCAGUUCUUUUUAAAAUGGAACGAUUUUCAAAGUAAUAUGGUCUCAUCCUUUAGACAUCUUCGAGAUGAGAAAAGCUUUACAGAUGUAACUUUAGCCUGUGAGGGUCAAACCUGUAAAGCCCAUAAAAUGGUGCUGUCCGCCUGUAGUCCGUAUUUUAAAAGUUUAUUAGAAGAAAAUCCUUCGAAGCAUCCAAUUAUAAUCCUAAAGGACGUAGCCUACAGUCAUCUUCAGGCUAUUCUUGAAUUUAUGUAUGCGGGCGAAGUAAACGUUAGCCAAGAACAAUUACCAGCUUUCUUAAAAACGGCAGAUCGGCUCAAAGUUAAAGGAUUAGCAGAAGCGCCACAGGCAAUUAAUAGAGAAUAAAUUGAAUUUCAUCUUAAUUAUGUUAAAGGCAGUUUUUCACAAAAACUUCAAUGUAUAGAUAUCAUAUAACUUUCCUGAUUUUUUUUAUAUACAAUUUCAGUUUUUUAUCAAAAUCUUAACAGAACUUGAUUAAUUAGUAGAUUUAAAUAUUGUUGUCCAUUCUUUUAUAAGUUUAACAUUUUCUUUUUCGAUAUCUUACAAAACCGUUUGUGAAUCACUGUUAAUUGUAAUUUUGGUGUUACAGUAUAAAUUAUUUGUUAUCGUUGACACUUUAUAUCAACAAAAGUGGGAAAAGUACAUAAGCUGAAUGGAGAUAGUACCUUGAAAUUAUUCAGAAAAUUCAGCUUCUUGUGAGCGUAGAGUGAACAAUUUAAAUAAUGCUGCUGGUGAAAAUAUGUUGUUAAUUUGAACCAAUUUCAUUCAUACAGCAAAAAAAGUUUUAUAUUUUUUUGCUGGUGUAUUUAAUUUCAAUGAUAUGAGCGGCGAAUGUGAGCCUUUCCCCCCCCCCCAAAUCAAAUCUAUUUUUCCCAUCUAUAGUUUAUUCAUCUGAGUAUCAAUUUUUUUCACUUGUUUUUAAAUCUUAGUGUUUUUCUUUUAUUAACCCUCCGCCUGCAAUGUGCUGUAGAAGUAAAAUUCCCGCAACAUCAAUCUGAGGGACCGAUAUCUAAAAAAGUCAAAUAAUAUUGUCAGUUGUCAGUUUUUUUACGGUAACAAGUCCGUUAUACAUCUUUUAUUAAGCCUCGUUAAGUUUUUGAUACAUUUUAUUAUACUUUUGUGACACAAAAUAACCAUGUAAUUAUACAUACCAUAGAACGGCAUUAUAUUUGAUAAUGGGUAUGCAUAAAACAAAAUAAUAUUUUUCAGUUGAAAAACUGAUCGGAAAAUAUGUUUUAUUCAUAUAAGAAUAUUUAGACUGGAACUACUCAUCGGUAUCUUCCCCUGUAUAACAGUCAUGACAAAUUCCAUUGGGGUGUUCUAGCAGGCAUUUUAGGCAUUUGCACCUGGUUUUUUCAUUUUUCUUGGACGAACAUAGCAGACAUCGGCCAUACAUUUGUUUUUGGUUUGCAGGAACAUUUUCAGCUUCUUUUCCACAUAUUUCCUGAAGGCACAAUCGAAUUAUACGUGGAAGUCUCUUAUUUGCAGAUCUUCUUGAAAUAUGAUCCUGAACAAGCUCAUAUCCUAACUGUUCUAAAAAUUUUCGUCGAAUUGAUGUUUGGUUGUUGCUAUUGAAUACUAUUCAUAAAUUUAUACCUGCCACAUUCAAAAGUUCAUAAAAAACAUGGGUGCACAGGCUUAUCUAGAACAGGGGCCACUUGAGGCAUUCGCCCUGAUAUGUAUAACAAAUUUGGUGUAGAGAUUGACAACAUGUGUAUGUGUUUUCUUUUCGUAUGGUUUUUCUUCUGGGAUUACAUUGGCUUGUAGUUGUAACGAUCCCCCAAUGAUCUUUCUUUUUUUUUGUAUUAAUAGAAAUAAUAUUGCUGUCAUGGGGUGUAUAGUGAAUAAAAUCAGCUGGAUAAUAUUUAAUUUCAGGUAAUAUAAUUCCAAAACUAACUGAAUAUAGAUUAUAUUAAAAAUGAAAUAUAACUAUAUGAUAUCAAAAACAAACUUAAAUAUUGUAAUUAAACUUAUAAAACUAAAUUUAAUUAUUAUGUAACUAAAAGUUCACUUUGAUGCAUGACACUGCAUAGAUUUCACGAUUCUUUUAAUAUCUGGCUCCAAAGUCGCCACACGUAAAUUUGCUUCCAAACUCUCAUUGGCGGUUCCUAUUUUUCGUUUUGUUGAGAUUCAUGGGAGAAAACGUUUGUUCACAUAUAUAAGUUCAACCAAAUAGGCUGCUGCAUUUUAGUCCGUUUUUUCGUAAUUCUUUGUAAUUGUUUUUAUCAAGGCAACUGUAGAAGUUGAAUAAAAUUCCUUCAUUAAAUUUAUUUUUUAAAUUAUCAUCAUUUUGAAUGUCUAUUAAUUCCAGCUGCACUGACUCGGGUGCAUCCUAAGGGGAAAUUUUAAAAGGGUUGCUGAAAAUGUCUAACAGUGGUUCAACUUUUUUGAAAUCAGUAAAACGAUCUUCGAAAGUUCACAUCAAAAUAUCUAUUUUCUCAACAUAUGAGACGUUGAUGUCCGUCUGGUAAAAUUUCUCUGAAAAUUUUUUAUAUGUUGGGAAAUGAGCGUAAUUAGAUGAAUUUAUUUGGGACCUGAAAAGACUUAACUUGCAUUUGAAAGACGAAACAUGAGCGUACAGAUUAGAAAUCAGUUGAUCCUUACCCUGAAGACACGUGUUUAAGACAUUCAAAUGACUUGUGAUAUCGAUUAGAAAAGCUAACUCACAAAACCAGUCAGGAUUGACGAGUUCAGGAACGUCCUUGUUCUUUUCCGUCAGAAAUAUUUUGAUUUCUUCUAUCAAAUUAAGAAACCUCUUCAGCGUCAAUCCACAACUUAACCACCUUACUUCAGUAUAAAAUAACAGAUCACCAUAUGUCAAUAUCUUCGAGAAAUUUUUUGAACUGUCGGUGAUUAAGACCGCGAGAUUUUAUAAAAUUUGUUGUUGUAACAACAACCUUCAUCAAGUCUUCAAAUCCCAAUGUUUUUGCACAGAGGGCCUCUUGAUGUAUAAUGCAAUGAAACUGCAUUAUUUCUUUUAUGUCUAUGUUUAAACUUUUCAAAUAUUCUUUGAACAAAGUUAUUAUCCCAGAUUUGCUUCCAACCAUUGAAGGAGCUUCCUCAGUCGUAAUUCCAGAUAAUUUUGUUAAAUUUAAAUCUAUUUUAGAGCAUUCUUGCAGAAGGGCCGUGAGCAUGUCACUUCCUUUUGUUUGACUUGUCAUACCAAUCAGCUCUUCACAGAUUUAAAAAUCUUGCGUCACACCUAGUAAGAAUAUUAAGAGUUGAGCAGUGGAACUGAUGUCAAUAGAUUCGUCAAGUGCCAAUGAAAAAACUCAAAGUUUUCUCAAACUUCUUGGCCAUUUCCUGACAUAUUUUAUUUGCAGGGAUAUGCCAUUUCCGGACACAUUUUAAUUGCAGUGAUAUCUAAACAAUCUUCAACAAAUUCGCCAUCUUUAAAGGACCGACAACUUUUCGCUAUUAAUCGAGAAAUUUCAAAGCUCACUUCAGUAGCAGUCUCAGAAUCUUGAACGGGUUUCGUAAACAUAGCUUGCUGACCAAUUAGUUCCCGUUUCAAUGAAGAAAUUUUUUUCAUCUGUAACUCGCCGGUUAAGUUAGCAAAAGCAGUAUGUUGUGUCUCAUAGUGUCGAUUCACGUUAUAUUCCUUUAAAAUAGAAACCGAAUUCUUGCAUAUUAAACAAACGAUGUUGUUAUUGGACAUAAAAAAAGUAUUUCUCCGUCCAAAUGACUUGAAACUGUUGAUUUUCAUAUUUAACCUUGCGUUUGUUACUAGGUCCUGGCUUGUCCAUAUCGAAUUUGAUAUAAUACUCUGGUACGACGGGUGAGUUCCGUUGUAUACCUGAACAAAAAAAACAGUAGAUACUUAAUACGUUAUUAAUCAUAAUCAUCAUAAUACAUCCCUUGCAGAUGAUAGCCACUCUUUGGGGUUCUAUUUAUUAAUUUUUUGCGGUGAAUUUAUCAAAUUCUGUUCCACUUCUCUGUAACCUCUGCGAAUUUUCAACAGAUCCUCACUCCCACGACCUCUUGGCCGUUCUAUGGCUGGCUUCCACUAUGUUACCUUUCGUAUCAGGGCUUUCGAAUCUCUCUAUAAAUGUCCAAAUCAUUUAAGCAUGUGGAUCUUUAUCAUUACCACUAUGUAUAUCACAAUCUUUCAACUCGCUCUUGCUCUUGUGGUUCAUCAACCUUCUUUGGUUUCCUCCAUCGGUCUUGACAGUUCUCAAUAUCUUUCUUAGGAUCCUUCCCUACAUUAUUCGAAGAUCCUUCUCGUCCUUUCCCGACAGGCACAUGGUUUUGUGCAAUACCUUGAAAAAUUUACGAAUACCCUUCCAAUGAAUAGGAUAGAUGACUCAUGUUCCUUCUCAUAUUUAAUUUACUAUCUCAUAUAUAGUUUUCCAUUAAUCUCCAAUAACAGAGUAGAAUUUUAUGAGCCACCGAAAUCCUCAACGAGUUUCUUCUUCACAAAUGACUGUUUUGACCCAAUUUUCCAAAAUGAUCUCAUUUUCUGCUGCUGCUAUUACAAUCUCUUAUUAUAUUUUUCCAUUUUUUAAGUGUUUAAAAGAGCCGAAGAAAAGUAAACACUGAAAAUCUGUUGAUUCUAAUCUUAAAAUUUUUUACAUGUUUGACUUUUCAUCAAAGCUCUUUUCAACUGUGUCAUCAACAUUAAGUGUAUGUCAAUCUAUGUUAUCGAUUCAGCAUUCACAGGGUAUUUCUAAAUUCAUGAAACAAAAUUUUAAAUUUCCUCUGCCCGAGAUAUCACUCUUAAAAGGUGGUGAGUAAAAUUGAGUUUCUAUUUUAUUUCUAAAAUUUGAGUGAACCUAGAAACUUGGAAUUCUGUAGUUGGUGGUCAUUUUCAGCAUCUUGAAAAAAGUUUUGGAGUAAAGGUUGCAAAUUCAAUAUUGAAAAAAUACCUGUAGUUAGUACGAAAAUGACAGAUUUUUAAGUUUCUAUUACUACCGAAAAGUUUAUAAAAAAAUAAAUAAAAACACAAUUUUAUUCACCACCUAGUUAAAGUGAUGAUAUCUCGGAAAGGCUGAGGAAAUUUUAUUGUAGGAAAGACCCAUCUUGAUUUCAUACGAGCAAUCGUCUCCCGAAUUUAGAAGCCCUUUGUAUGUUUGCAAAAUGUUCAUUAACAUUCGAAACCCUUCUGUCCCAGGUCUCUAUUAAUUUGUACUUAGAAUGUUAUUUACGGUAACUAGAUUAAUUGUAAGGGGUUUAUAAAAAAAUAUAAAAAAUGAAAGAUAUAUUUUUAUAAGAAUUAUGAUGAAAGUGCUUCAAAAUUAACAAAGUAACCUCAGCAUUAGUACAAAGUUGUCAAGUACUUCGUAUAACUGUGCUGUAGCUCUAAAAUUAUGAAAGUUAUUGUGAGACUAAGCAGAGUUUGAAUCAUUAUUUCUGGGUGUUUAAGUCUUGAGUUGAACUCAUAAAUACUUUUUUUGUUUGUGUUUUUUUGUCCAUAAUUUGUAAUUAAGUAAGUAAAGAGAAACACGAGUGCAUAUAUUAUAUUUUGUUUUAGUGAACUUGAAAAAUGCAAUUUUAUAUUAAGUAUGUGAUUCUUGAAACACUUAUUUUAUAAACGAAAAUGGAAGACAAAUAUUCAAAUUCAGGCAUUUUACAAUCACUGGCUGUAUAAUAGGGUCAUUACAUACUUUGUUUUUAUACCUUAACUACGUUUAGUAUGUUUGUCUUAAUAACACACUAUUUUUUAAUUUUUUUAAAUCGGUAUAUUAGUUCAUAAAAAAAAUUUAAAUACCGAAAUGACGUGCCAAAACGCAUUUGUUGUCACAUGACUGAGUGUGACGUAGAAAGGAAGUAAACAGACUCAAUAUUAGUACACCAGAAAACGGUAUGCACAUUCAAUAAUAUUUUCUAUAUAGACAUUCUCAUACUUCACAUGAAUAAUGGUAAUUUUAUUAUUGAUAAUAAACCCCGUUUCUUAUUAAAUAAAUGCAUUUGCAGGUUUAUUUGUAAUUAACCCAUCUUUUAUAUAUAAAUUUAUGUUUUUGCACUUGAGAGACAUUUUAUAUCAACUACAUAUUGAUGAUUAAUAGUAUUUGAAAAUACUCCUGAAUAAGGAUACUUGGGUUAUAUUAGUAAUCCUAUAGGUUAUAAUUUAAUUUUCAUUUGUGCUUUAAUGAUCGGCAAUAUUUUUUUCUAAUGUUUUCCCUCUUUGCAUUGCUACAGUCUGUUCUAUAUUUCACUGCCCACAAUUUGCUCCACUAACCUACCCAAUGGUGUUUUACAUCUUGCAAUUUCAUAAAUGCAGGAUGCCGGAAUACAUCCAUAACGAAGUUGAUACCACAACUUGUUAUAACUUUUGGUUAGGGGAAAUGUGCCUAUGAUGGACCCUUUAAGGAAAUAUCAUUACAACUUUUUUAGUUUUGGACUAAUUUUUUUUACAUGAAAAUAUAUACUUAGCUCGAAGUUUAUUAUAGUAUAGGAAGAUUUUUCUGCCAAAUAAUUUCCUGUUUAAUAGCAUAGCUAUUUUUAAAAAAGUAGUCGAGGGGUACAUCAUUAGCACACAUGCCCAUGUCGGACCCCUUUAAAAUAAAUGAAAAAAAAAUGUCUUUAAAGUUUUAUUAGAAAAAAUAUAGAACAAACUAACAUCACGUUAGGUACAGAGCUCACAAAUAAAAGACUUGCAAUGGAAGGAAACACCAGCGCACUCAUUAUGGCACCACGAGUUACAUUUUUGACAACGAAUCCACUUUUCUUUUGCACGUGAGUGCGAGAAUAACUCAUUGCAGUAAAGGCAGCUAGCGUCAUCAUCUGAGUCAUCUUGUCCCUUUUCCAAAAAGUUCUCUAAGGCGGAUUCAUCUUCAUCAGAACUGUCAUUUUCAAUGACAAGUUUCCGUUUUACUAUCCUGGCUUGUUGUUUUCUUAUCUUUGUUUCCUUUUCUAUAACCUUCUCUUUGAGUUCAUGAAUUUCUGGUGUUGAAUUCAAAUGACCAGUUUUUCCCCUUCUGCAUUUUUUUUAUCAGUACCAAUUGCUACAGUUUGAGGGGGAGGACAAAUUUCCUUCACAGAAAUGUCGAGAACUGACGAUGAAGACAUGUUAAGACCAGAUGUGGAUGGGGUUUGAAUUUCUAAUUCCAUUUGGUUUUCGAUGAUAUCUCCUUGAGCCUCGGGAAUCUGCUUAUCCGUUGCUAAAGCUGGUGCAAACUGCCACUCCUCGAAGACAUGAGGACUGAAAGGAUGAAUGGCAGUCUUUUUGAACGAAUUUAUUGCAUUUAAUGGUACAGCACUCUUCAAAUAAGCUUGAUUGAGAAGACCUGCUAUUUUGAAUUGAGUCACUGCCUUUCCCGGGUUUUGACGAAGCCAUAAUUGAAUUUCUUGAUCAAAAUACGUAUGAAGAGGACGGAAGAAUUCUACGUCCAAUGGUUGAAUGUGAUGUGAACAAUGUGCCGGGAAGCAAAACACAAUUACUCCAUUUUCUUUUGCAAACUGAAGAGAUUCGAGACUCUUAUGGCUACUGUGCCCAUCUAGGAGCAAAAGAACCUUAUUGUUAUUAGAUGCUUUCGUAUACUUCACGAAAUGCUUUAGCCAUCUACAAAAAAUUUCACUGGUCAUCCAACCUUUUUCUUGUAUGAAAGCUAUGCUACCAACGGGAGCACCGUUCAUAAGCUCAUCGUUCAUCCUUUGACGAGGGUAAAUAAGAGCAGGAGGGAUGUAAGUGCCCAUGACAUUCAUUGCGCACACUACGGUCACGUGCUGCCCACGCUCUGCACUGCUGAGUGCACCAACUUGCUUCCGACCUUUUGAAGCGUAAAUUUUUUGACAUUUCUUUUGGACCGUAGUCAAACCUGACUCAUCCAUAUUAAAUAUAUUUUCGGGAGGAAAGUUGUACUGCUCCAGAGUGUUAGAUAGUGCAUUGAAAUAGGCUUGUUAAAAGCCUGGGCUCUAGCUAAUGAUGUACUUUCUGGACUACGCAAAGAAAUUCGUGGAUUGCGCUUCAGGAAUCCCCUCUCCCAUUUCCAACCUGCCAUUUUUGUUUCACGAUUGAAACGAUGCUCUACUUUAUUUUUUUCGGCUACUUCAAAUACCAUCCGCCGCAAAUCUUUAGAGGUUAAACCAAAAAAACGCGUUUCCAUAUAAAUAAUAUAUCCUGCAAUCUCCUCUUCGAUGGCUUUAGAGAAAAUUGCGGUUCGUCCUCCCAAAUUACCCUUGCAACUGUCCUGUUUAGCCAAACGCAUUCGCAAAGUUGUUUUGGGAACAUUGAAGGUCUUUGCAGCCAACUUAAAGCCCAUACUGUGAUCUUGUACGUUCUCAAUAGCCUGUCGCAUAUCAUGCUCGUCCCACUGUUGUCUUUUUUUGGAUGCCAUCUUUAUAAAUGGAAAAGAAAAACUACUAAAACAAUAUAUUUAUUUUGUUUAUUUCAGUUCCAAUGAUGGACCCCUGGUCCAUCUUUGGGAUCCGUUAAGUAGUCCAUCAUAGGCCAUAUUGCAUAAAUCAGAUAAAAAUCUCAAUUUUUUUUGUUCUCCGCCAUAACCUCAAUUUUUACUCGCCAAUCAACAUGCAACAGUUCUAUCAAGCUGUAGUAACAUAAUCAGAUUCUAGCUAAGAGUAAAACAUAAGUUAUCUAACAUCAUGCCAUGCUACUUUGUUAUAUCAAUAAAUACCAAUUUCAAUUUAUUUAUUUAUUUUCACAAAAACGGUUUAGAUUCGCAAGAGCGCUUGUAAACAACUGACUAUAAGCAUCAAUCAACCCAACCAAUAUGGUGGUAGUGUAAUAUGCGCGGUAAAUUUGAAAAUAUAGCUAGGUCCAUCAUUGGCGGGGGUCCAUCAUGGGCACAUUUCCCCUACUUGUGGCAUUAGAAGUUUCUCGACAGAUUCCUUCACUCAUGUGGGCUUAUGCAUAUUCCAGGAAAGCAACUGCAGUGCUGCUUUUUUCUGACAUAAAGCCCACCAGAAGCUGUUGUACACUUAAUUUAUUACAGAAUGUAUCCUUUAUAAAAUAUUUUAAUAUAUGGCGACUUAAAUUUUUCUCCUUGGUAGUAGAAACAAAAUCUUUCAGAAAGUUUCCAGACGAUGGAACUGGCAACGUGCUAGGUUUUAUUUUGCUUUUAUUUGCUCCUUUAAUGUUACAGGCUUAAUUUGGUUGCCUACUCCCGAUAAUUUUGGUUUAGUCCAAUAACAGGCCACUUCAGUAGUUGCAGGUUCUUCACUAUGUCUGUGCACCCACAUAAUAAACGCAACGACAUGCUUGCAACCACCUAAAAAAAUUGACAUUAGUAAAAUAAAGAUUUAUACAAGUAAUUUUCUCUUGUAUAAUUAAAGAUGCUACACAAUCAUCACAUGCUGAUUAAACAAUGAUCUCACGUUUCUCAUCAAUCUUGGGGAAACAUAAUCUUGGUUAAGCUCAGGACACAUUCUACCUUUUACAAUACAGAAAACACCUUCUCGUUUUAAUUGGACGUAUCCAAUUGCAGCAUCCCACCAGCACUGAAAGAUAAUACCAAAAUGUUUCAACAUCGAAAACUUUAAUCAAAAGAUAACCUUCAAAGCUAUCAUCUUUAUGGCCACAGUCUAAUUAGUAGUACUUACGUAUCUGCUUUUACUCCAUGCAUUAUUUCAGCCGAAGUAAUUAAUUGAUUAUUAGCAAAGAACGUAGCAAACAUGAAUGCAUCUACCUUGGGUAGAUUGUCCGUGGAUAAAUCCUAUUUCGGCCAUUAUUUCAAUUAGAAUAUUCUUUGAAACCCUUACAAAAACACAAAUCGCACUAAACAACCAAUUACCUCCACUCACAACAACAAAAUGCGACAAGUGGUGGACAUGUUUCAGUAUUUACUUACUUUCUACGUCACAAUCGCAAUAACCAAUAGAAACAUGUUUUCUGUUUUCUGUCACGUGUUAUUAAUCAAAUUAUCAUAUAUAUAUAUAUAUAUAUAUAUAUAUACACAGUAGAAAUUGUUUAUAACGACCGCCAAGGGGUCAGAGAAACCUGGUCGUUAUAACCACCCCAUUGAUAAGCGUGAUAAAAUUUUAGAAAAGAGAAUAAAAUACAAAAAAGAGGGAAUAAAAUAUUUAUAUGUAUAUGUAUAUGUAUAUUAAAUAUACACACAUAUACAUACAUAUAUGUAUAAUAUUUAGUGUAAUGAUAUUUAGUAAACAAAAUACAAAGAUGAAUAAAAUAAAGGAAACUAUGUAUCUAAAAGAAAUAUGAUUUAUUGAGGUUUUUCAACAUUGUAUUACACCACUAAUUUUGCGAAAGGUUCGUCAUGUAAAAACCUGUUUGAUGCUGCGAUAUUGCGCCAUAGCCGUAGAAACAACAGGUCAGCAGGUGUAGACAUAGAGAGGUCGAAUGCGGCUUCAUUGUCACCGGUGCCGCUUUCCUCGUUCUCGGUUUUCACUUCUCGGCGGUUCACUGCAGCUACUAUGUUCUCGUCGGUAAGCUCCUCGUGGGUGUCGAGAUCUUGUGUCAUCCACUCAUCGAUGUUUGAGUCGUUUGCUUCCCCACAACCGGGAAUUUUUCUCACCAGUUGAAGCAGGGGACUUUGGUUAGAACUGUCGUCUGGUGAGUUACCAAAUUCAAGGGAAGUCCGUAGCUUCCUCCAGACUUUCUAAUAACCGGAUUAGUAACUGUAUUCCAAGCCUCAGCUGACUAGUAAGCUACAUCUUUCACUGGCACUUUCUUGAUUUUUUCAAUUAAAGGUAGUAUAGCAUCUCCUUUAAUAAUCAUUUAGCCCAAAUUCUGUUAUCUACAACAGGUCAAUAAAAAGUGGAUGUCUUACCAAUUCUCUUACAAAACUUAACUUCUAGGCUUCAUCUCUGUCAACUUGAUCGCUUGAAAGACUUUGCAUCUCUUUAUAACUGUUGCCCUCACUUACGGUUUCCUCUUUUUUACACUUUCUUUCCUUUCUUUUUGCUUUUAAUAUUCUCUAAUUUUUCCUACUCGUCGACAGAGCUACUACCCUCAGUCACAUUUUUAACUUUCGUUAUUUUGGGUUUGUUUUCUAGUCUUUGACUUUCGAUUCCUGUGAGCUUAGCUGUGGCAUCUUCUGAAGUGAUCCUCCUACUUUUUAAACGAAAUGGGCAGGACAUUCGCAGAGUAGAUGGUGUACUAUUUCCAUGGCUUGCUCGCAGAAUUUGUAGUUGUCGUUCUCUGCCAUGCCCAUCGUCUUGAGGGGUUAUUUGAUGGAGCAGUGACCUGUCAGAAGGCCGUCCACUAGUUUCAUGUUAUUUCUGGUCAUCACAAGAAGUUCUUCAGACUUCUUAGCUAAUAUAGUUAUGAAUAUUUUGGAUUCUCUGUAGUGUUUCUCCAGUAAGACUCCAUCUGAUUCCUUAGCCAUUCGUUCAGUUCGUUAUUGAUUAGGCAUCUCAUGAGGCCACAGUGGAGUUCUGGUCCAAAAUAUGGAGUCGUUGUUUUUUAGCAAGA
Diorhabda sublineata is the source of this 11495-nucleotide messenger RNA. Its product is annotated as longitudinals lacking protein-like. Gene Ontology annotation, molecular function: protein binding. The transcript has 3 exons. The record is from RefSeq and is a predicted model, not a curated record. Gene Ontology annotation, biological process: regulation of transcription by RNA polymerase II. The coding region runs from base 134 to 511 and encodes 125 amino acids. Lineage: Eukaryota; Metazoa; Arthropoda; Insecta; Coleoptera; Chrysomelidae. Gene Ontology annotation, cellular component: nucleus.